This is a messenger RNA of Arachis ipaensis, 1152 nucleotides long. The record is from RefSeq and is a predicted model, not a curated record. Lineage: Eukaryota; Viridiplantae; Streptophyta; Magnoliopsida; Fabales; Fabaceae.
AUGUAUAAUGUGGUUAGGCGGCAACGUGCAAUGCACUGCGGCGAUGUGAAUGCCGCAUUACGGUAUUUCAAUUCUUGUGCAAGGGCAGAUGAGAACAUGUAUUGGCGAUACCAGGUUGGGGAUGAGCAACAAAUGUGUGAUCUGUUUUGGAGUGACGGGUGUAGUCAACAUGAUUACAAAAUAUUUGGUGAUAUUUUGGCAUUUGAUGCGACGUAUGGGCGAAACAAGUACAAUCUGCCGGUGAUUGUGUUUUCUGGGGUGAACCACCAUAACCAAACAUGUGUUUUCGGCAUAGCCAUGGUGUCUUCUGAAACACAAGCGGCAUAUGUGUGGGUGUUGGGAAGGUUUUUGGAGUGCAUGGGAGGGAAAGCGCCUAAGGCAGUUAUUACUGAUGGGGAUAGAGCAAUGCGGCUUGCCAUUCAGGAAGUGUUUCCAGAGGCUCAUCACAAGCUUUGUGCAUGGCACCUACUGAAAAAUGCAACCGUGAAUGUGUGUAAGCCUCGCUUCACAACUCUGCUUAGAAAUUGCAUGCUUGCUAAUGUUGAGGUUGAGGAGUUUGAGAGGCAAUGGGAUGCAAUGAUGGAUGAAUGUGGGGUGUGGGAAGUAGAGUUUGUGGAAAGGAGAUACGGAAUCUUGGAGUUUGUCACGAACUUCCAACGGUGUGUUGAUUUCCUAAGGAAUAAUGAGGAGGAGCUUGACUUCAGGUCGUUGUAUGGGAGCCCCGUUCUCCAAACUCAGUUUCCAGAGCUAGAGAAGUCAGGUGCAUUGAACUAUACGAAGGAAAUAUUUGUGCGCUUUAGAGAUGCGCUAAAGAAAAGCGUGCGGAUUACUAUUGUAGAGUGCAACAAAUUGGACGAUCAGACGGUUUAUGUGACACAGAAGUAUCGUAGGCCACAGUUCCGGUGGACUGUUGCCCACCAUUUUCGAGAGGAUUCCUUUUUUUGUAGUUGCUUGAGGUUUGAGUCGUUCGGACUACCUUGUGUGCACAUACUUGCGGUGUUGGUGCAGUUGGACAUAGGUUGUCUUCCGAAAAGCAUAGUGUUGAAAUGCUGGUCGAAGACUGCCAAGGUUGAGCUGGAGGGGUCUUCCCCCAUGAACGAAGAGGGGGAUGUGAAUGCAGUAUACAAGGUUCGAGUGGGUGCUUUCCUGUAG